AUGACAUUCCUUUUUGCCAACGCUUCAUCUACUUUGCAUUGGAAAGUAUUUGAGCACUGUGUGAAUCUGGACACACUUUCAAGCUAUUCUUGGGCAAGAGCUGUUUCAGCCUACAUGAAUGAAUCCUUGGUCCCAAAAGAAAAAGCAAAAGCAAAGAAGGGAGGAGAAGGCUCUAUAGGAGCUGUUUCGGGUUGCAUUAUCCUAAUAUUGUUUCUACUGUGUGAGAGGACAAACAUAAUACAACCAAUCCUGGACAAGGAGAAAGAAACUCCUGCCAUUCUUAAAUGGAGUCUUGUGGAACUCCACACAAGAUUCAACCAAAUAAAGGACUUGAAUGACAUCGAGGGUAUUUUCAAAACUCCUAAAAAGCGAAAAACUACCAGGGAAGAGGAAGACACUGUUGACAAGGGUAUUUUGAAAGCAUAUAAAAAGAGAAAAACUACCAGAGAAGAGGGAGACCCUCUUGACAAGAAAAAAGAAAAAGAAGAUGAAGGACAACAAAGAGAAGCAGAGGAAGCAGAAGACCAAGGAAAACCUGAUAAUGCUGAUCAAACUCCAGAAUUAAAAGAGGAUGGAAAGAAGAAAAUGUUUGAGAAUGAAGCUGGAAAUGAACCUCUUGCAAUUCAAGACCUCUUGGUGAAGUCCAUGACAGACCAAAUCAACUAUCACCAACGUCAAGAUCCUAGCUUCAUUUGCCCAGAAAGAUUACAACUGUGGAAGGAUGAAAAAAAUGAAGACAGUGAGAAGAAAAUGAAGGAAUUGUGGGAUAUAUUUAUCCAAGGAGAAAAGAGAUCAAAGGAGCUGGAAGCGAAGUUGGCAACAUACGUAGAGAAAUUAGAUAAUGAAGAAUAUGUGACUGCCACCAUGACAGUGGAAUCUACAGUUCAGCUUCAGGAAAUACAAAAUCUAAAAAGGAGGAUUGCAGAAUUGGAAGGCAAGGAAACUCGUAUUGACAUGGAGAAGAUUGCCAAGAAAAAGGAGAUUGAAGAAAAGUACAAGGUAGAAAUUCAAAGCUUGUUGUCAGACCCAACAGUCUUUGAAAUGGAGAUGGAUCUGCCUACAACACAACCAACACAACCAGUUGAAGAGCAAGAAGAAGAAGAAGAAGAGAAAGAAGAAGACAAGAAAGAAGAAGAGAGGCAACAAGAAGAGAAAGAAGAAGAGAAGAAGCAAGAUGCUCCAACACCUGAUGUUCCUUCAAGAGUACUAAGGCUGAAGAAUAGAGAAAGAAAAAGGCUUCAAGCAUCUUGCUAUGUGUACGAAAAAAAUAAGAAGCCAAAAAGAAGGCAAAAAAGGAUGAUGAAGAACUACCACAAUUCAAGCUUAUCUCUUCCGAGGAGCAAUCAACACAAGAGGAUCCUCAAAAUCAGAAGGUGGUAUGCAAUUACUGCAGUUCAAGCUGCUGCUUUUUCUGUUUUCUGCAUUGCAGAAAAUAGAAACUGCAAUGCAUUAACACAAGAGGCAUCUCAGCCCGAUGCCACAAAUCCAAUUCCUGAUCCCCCAAAAGGAACGAGCCUUCAUGAUUCAAUACCUGUAGGUAUGCAAGAAUCAAAUGAUGAAGAUGAAGGACAAAAAAAGCCAACAAAGAAAAAACUAGGAUGGGGUCAAAAGAAGGUUUGGCAGAAAAUUCCAAAGGAGGACAGGGACAGAAUUCAAGAAUACUACUUAAGUACUCAACCUAGUGAUAACUUUUGGGCAGGACUCGAUAAUGAGAAAGUGACAAACCAUGAUAUCAAAGAUAUUGUAUGGGACCUGGAACUGUCACAAAACGUUAUUGAGGCUUAUAUCCAAAUAGAGGAGGAGAAAAUGGGGCCCAUGCAGACAGAUAGUCCACAGUACAUGUCUACAUGGACUUGGGUUAAUAUUGUGGAAGGGUGGCUAGAAUAUAUCAGACCACAAGCACAAGAGUUCUUAGAAACUAAAAAAAUACCAAACCUUGUGAAGCAAAAAGAAGGGCCCCCUACACCUGCACAGGUUGAUUUGUCCCCAAAUGAAGAACUCACUCUAAAUUGGAUUCUGCAAAAUCCAUAUCAGUUUCCAUUUGAGGAUGACACAGAAUGUGCUCAACAAAAUUCAUCUUCGUUGGAUUGCGGCAUGUUCGUCAUGUUCUACAUGGAUAAAAUAGCACAAGGACAGCCCAUUCCAAAAAGUGUGGACAAGAAUUUCAUGAAUGAAUAUCGAGCACAAUAUGUCACAAAACUCCUACACCACAAACACUGUGAUGCAACAAAACGAAAGGGAAACAACAAACUGCACUGA
Molecule: messenger RNA, 2259 nt
Organism: Prunus armeniaca (apricot)
Lineage: Eukaryota; Viridiplantae; Streptophyta; Magnoliopsida; Rosales; Rosaceae
Source: the annotation of a GenBank genome assembly